AUGCUUGGUAGUAAUGAAAGUAAAUACAUUAGAGAAGUAUGGGCAGGAAAUUUGGAAGAGGAGAUGACUUAUCUUCGUGAUCUGGUUGAAGAUUAUCCUUAUCUUGCAAUGGAUACUGAAUUUCCUGGUGUAGUGGCAAGACCAAUUGGCAGCUUUCGUUCUAGUUCAGAUUACCAUUACCAAACUCUCAGAUGUAAUGUUGAUUUAUUAAAAAUAAUUCAACUAGGUAUCACAUUUGCAGAUGAGAAUGGAAAACUACCACAAGAUAUUUGUGACAUGUAUGCUCAAGACUCGAUUGAUCUGUUAACAAAAUCAGGUAUCGACUUUAAGAAACAUGAAGAUUAUGGUAUAGAUGUAGAACAUUUUGGUGAAUUAUUAAUUAGUUCAGGAUUUGUAUUAUUUGAUGAUGUAAAAUGGAUAUCUUUUCACAGUGGUUAUGACUUUGGAUAUUUACUCAAAGUACUUACUUGUUCACCUCUACCACCUGAAGAAAAUGAUUUUUUUGAUCUUUUAAAAACAUAUUUUCCAUGUAUAUAUGAUAUAAAAUACCUUAUGAAAAGCCAUAAAAGUCUUAAAGGUGGAAAGAAUUGGAUCUCAACAUCAGGCUGGUAG
Molecule: messenger RNA, 612 nt
Organism: Entrophospora sp. SA101
Lineage: Eukaryota; Fungi; Glomeromycota; Glomeromycetes; Entrophosporales; Entrophosporaceae
Source: the annotation of a GenBank genome assembly